UCAGAAGUGAGCUUCGGUCGGUAACAGACGGUUUUGGAAAUAAUUUUCAUUAGAGAAAAAUCGAGGGCAAUCAGUGGUGUUAUCGUAUUUUGUGUUAUUUUUUUCUCCACAUUUUUAUCACUGUGACUAAAGAGAGAGAGAAAAAGUAUACAAUAUAAAAAAGCUCAGUACCAAAUUGUCGGAAUUCCGUCAUGUUCAUCAAAUGCAUAUGUUCUCAGUGGAAUUUGUGGCAUCUGUUUGAACAAUUUUAAUGAACAUGGACAGCAGAAAUCCUGUGUGAACGAUAUUAAAAGAGAUAGCAUCCAUUAUUGAAGCUUUUUUUAGCCCACUGUUUGUACACAUAGGAAUAGGAAAGCAGAAAAAAAAAGUUUAGUAAAGAGCAACAUAUUAAAAAAAAAAACGGACUGAGAUUUUUUUGUCCAAUGAAUACUCAUUCCUCUUGUUGCUGGUUUUUCCAUUAAACAGACAUUUUAACAGUGUGCUAUAUAUAGUUUUUUUUUUAUUUUAUUUCUGUGAUUGAGGUGUUCUGGGUGGAAAAUUAGACGGUAAUCAAAAGGAUGGUGUUCAGCGUGGAAAACGUAUUCUCUUAAGGCGGAAGAAUUCCAGCAUCCUCGAGAGUCAGUGUGUUUUUGGGGGCUGUUCUGGUGAAAUUUCAAGGAAGUUAGCAGGCAAAAAGGACUUGGGCUGUGCGAGAGUGAGAGAAAUUCGAGAUGAGUUUCUUUAGUUCACUUCAGCAGUAUGUGACGAGUGGUGUGGCAGGAUUAGGCCUGAGUCCACGGAGAUUCUCAAUGUCACGUCAGGAAUCAACUGAAGUGCCACAAGACAAGGGAAACAAUUCACAUGUCCAUGGCUUCCCCAAGGUGGUACCACAGCCAGGAGCAGCAACUCCACCACCACAGACCACCGGACAAUCGUCAUCCAGGCGGCAGUCGAGGAAUCUCGAAUGUCUCGCACCACCACGAACUGGAUCAUUUCGCCAGAGGAACUCACCUGUCCAUACCACACCACCGGAUCGGCCUCCAUUGGCUUUCUGCAGACGAAGACUGUCAUGGCCUGAAAUUGAUUCAAGAUCUACUUCCGGGGUUCAGGAGACAGAUGGUUCCUAUUUUGAAAGCUUCACUGCUCUGGCGUGGAAGAGGGAGAAUCGUCGUUUGUCAUCUAUGCGAGCCGCCGAGGCAAGGGCUGAGACACUUCCGGAAAAUGAAAGGGAUAUGAGGGAGGCGCACGCGGAUGAAGAGGCCAAUCGUCCGGAGCACAGGGAACAACUCUAUGUCGAUGUCUUAUACACAAUUGCAAAUACAGUUGGUGCUCCGGCUCCAGGAGGACAGUUUGCCCAUUACAAAGAGGAGAUGUAUUUGCAAGCUCAGAGGGCAUUUGGCGUCUCGCCAGAUCGUCACUAUCGACUGCUUCAUGCUGCUGCUGAGGAGAAACCCAAAAUUGUGGUGCUAUCUGUUGUGGUGCAAGAGGCCGAAGGUCUCGAGGCAAAAGAUGCCAAUGGCUUCAGUGAUCCUUAUUGUAUGCUGGGUAUUCAGCCAUGUGGAGCUCCUGUGUCACCCCAACCACCGCCAAUGACCCCGAGGACACUGUCAGAAGCGGGAAUGGACAACAAUCUGGAUUCGCCUCAUGCAGAUAAAUUGCGAAAACAUCACAGCUUUCGAUUGAGCUUCAAACGCAAAGAGGGCUCGAGGCGUGAUCAACGUGAUUCCCUGAGUGGACCUGUUCCCGCCAAAUUCAUCCGCGCCACUUCCAUUAAACCCCACACACUCUGCCCGAAGUGGAAUGAGAAGUUCAAAUUCGACAUCGAUGACCUGAAUACUGAUGUCUUCCACCUGGACAUUUGGGACCAUGACGAUGAGAGUUGUGUCCUGGACGCCGUCUCCAGGCUCAAUGAGGUGCGUGGUGUGCGUGGUUUGGGACGGUUCUUCAAGCAAGUGUGUCAAUCAGCUCGUCAGGGAUCCCAGGAUGAUUUUCUGGGCUGUGUCAAUUUUCCCGUGGCGGAUGUUCCAUCUACGGGACUCGAGGGAUGGUUCAAAUUGGAAGCACGAAGUCAGCGAAGUACCGUUCAGGGACGAAUCAAGCUGAAGAUGUGGUUAUCAACGAGGGAAGACCGUGGCACUUCGGAGGAGGAUAGCUUUGUGGAAGUGCGGAAGCUGGAGAAACUCCACACAGUGUUCAUGUCACACGAGUUGUCCACUCAUGAACCCACAUGGACGUGGAGUGGGGAAUUGCCUGGACCAGCUCUGACCAUACUCCAUCAGAUGGCUGUUCAGGGUGAUCUGUCGGAUUUACAGUGCAGCCUGGCCAGAUUUGUGGCAGCUGUUAAACUCAAUCGUCGUACUCCGAUUGAUCCAAAAUUCCUGCAUCGGCUACUCGUGGAGUCUGACCGACUGUGGAGUCAACCUGGUCAGGAGGCACUCACGAGGGAUUCAGAACAGUGGCUGGCGGAUGCGAUGACGGGUUUUGUGGAGAAGUCUCUCAAUCAAGUUCGACGGCAUCGAGAUGUCUUUCCUGCACUCCAUCCACCCUCUCUGGUACGCUUAGAGUUCCUCCUCCGAUGUCUCGGCCUAUUGGGCUCUAUGAAGGCCUUCCGACAGGUAUGUCCCUUCAAUAAGGGUGUUCGUGGUGAGAUUGUGGCGUCUCUGCGAAAGGGCUCCAUUCAGUGGGCUCAGCAUGGACUCCGGGAAGCACAGCGUAGUGGGAAUCCCAUGGUUCACUUCACAUCCAUCCUCAUUGCUGACCUCCAGCUCGGAUUAACUUACUACCAUGCUCCAUUCGAUAACACCAAUGGUAUCCAGUAUUUCAGCAUCAUCUACAAACAAUUCGACGCAAUGUUGGCCGAGGAGGUGACAUCGAGAAUGGAGACGGGACAGAUGCCGGGAACGUCGCUAAAUCACUGGACACUGCUCGAGGGGGACAAGGAACCGGCAGAUACUCGACCAUUUGAACUCUAUCUUGCCUUACAGGAAUUCUCCUCGCUAAAGCAGCACCUGUCUGUGAUGCCACAACCACCGGAAAAGCAGCUAUCCCUCCAGAACUACCAUGAGUGGUUUGAAGGAGCUGUUCAGCGUUGGCUAUCCGUUAGUAAGGCACGUGCCCUGAAUCGUGUCAGGGCAUCAAUUCAGUUGGAUCAGAUCUGCGAGGGAGAACGAAUUGUCCGGCAUAGCACUUCGUCCGUGGACACUGCCUCGUGCUUUUAUCAAUUGCGCGAAUUCUGGCGUUUGCUCAUGUGGCCAGAUCUCAAUACAGGGGCACACUUUGAGGCUCAACUUGUGGAUGCUGCAUGUGCCGCAGCUGUUCACUACGGUGACCUCAUCCAUCAAGCACUUGCCGACGGAGGCUGUCUGCAUUUCAGGUACUAUGAACAGUCGGGACCAUUUCGCACAUCUGACGAUAUGUGCGUGACUGUGAAUAACCUGGAGUACGUCCGACGGUCUCUGUCUGAGUUCCGAUCAGACGGAGGAACCCUUCCAGAGAGCACGGAUGCACUGCUGGAGUCUAGCUUGCAACAACUGGAAACGCGGGCAGAGAGAGUUCUGGGACGCCUGGGAACUCUGAUGCAGGGUCCACUGCAAAAGGCUGUAUUCCAUCUGGCCUGGUCUCCGGACACUCUACCAACCAAUCAGGCUAUCGUUCCACUCCUUGAGUACCUGGAUGUCCAUCUGUCGGCCCUCAAUAGUGCCCUUCUGACCAAAAAUUUCAAUCGGGCUUUGGGUAUCGUUUGGAGCACGGUCCUGGGAGAACUGGCCAGGCAGAUGGAUACUGGUGGGGAUGGGGAUAGGCCUAGGGUGUUUCAUGAUCGUCUCUAUGAAGCAUUGCAUUUACUAGUAGACUUUUUCAAUGCUGAGGGUUUAGGAUUGCCAAUCGAUGUGCUCCACUGUGAGGCCUACUGGAGGGUUGAACAGAGGCUGCAGUAUCACAAAACUGAUACUGACCAUCUAGUGGAUUUGUUCUACAUGCAGCGUCUGCAAGAACAACUGACAGCCACAUGUCCGGGACCCUAUGGGAUCUUGGCUGUUAGGGCGUACUUCAAUCAUGAUUCUCUGUGCGUGGAAGUUCUCCACGCUAGAGAUAUCAUACCAUUAGAUCCCAAUGGCUUCAGUGAUCCUUUUGUUAUUCUUGAACUCUUGCCCAGGCGCGUCUUCUGCCAUUGCACCGAACAACAGACCAAUGUCCACAAGAAAACUCUCAAUCCCAUCUUCGAUGAGUGCUUUGAAUUCUCCGUGACGCUGGAGCAGUGUCUCUCGGACGGAGCCAUGAUAGCUUUCACUGUGAUGGAUCACGAUGUCCUGACGGCCAAUGAUUUUGCCGGGGAGGCCUUCCUGGCCCUCGGGAAUAUCCCCGGAGUUGCAGACUACAGCACCAGCGUUGAGAACUUCCAUGGACUGAAGCAUGUGGAUCUGCCGCUGAUGCAGCAACAUGAUAAAAAUCAUCCAAUUCUGCAGAUUCUGGAGUCGAGAAUUGGUGACAAACAGGCCGUGGAUUUUGUGCGAAAGCAGAAGGCCCGAUUGGCGGUGUAAUUCUCAACUUGGAAACAUCUUGGAAGAUACCCUCGAGAAGUGUAUGAAAAGGCAGAAGGGAAAUAGGAGGGAAAGUACCAAAUUUUUGGGAGAGCCCAUCAGAGCUCUCCCUCUGAAAAAAAAGGGGAAAAGCCGCUUAAGAACUUCCCAUUGGCUCCAGCUUAUAAAAGUAUAUUGUGGGAAAUGCUAAAAUAUUUACAAACUUUUACCUCCAAUAUCAUUUUUCCUGUGAUUACCUUUUUGCACAUCUCUCGGGAAGUAUUUUACCCUAAAAUCUUCUUGAAAAGCAUAAAAUUCGGACGAAAGAAAAUUGUUAAUAUUUUCUAAAAGACACAAGACUAUCGAAAAAAAUGGAAUUAAAAUAAAUAAAAAAAAAACUGUAUAUUCGUCUUGCCUUCUCAACUGACACUCUUUUAGCUCUAUUAUAUUUGUGUGAUGAUAAAAGUCUUUAAAUAAAAAAAUAAACAUUAAACGAGAUGGAAAGUUUGUUGUAAAAAAAAAUCAGUAUAUUUGAGCCAAAGAAAAAACUGUAAAUUUGUAUGAAUUUUCUCUUCGAAAUCCAACUUAAACUGCGCACAUGCUCUUAGAAAAUAAUUCUUUGAAAAAGAAAAAAAAAACAACAAAGAGGAAAAAAUUAAUCACACUUUUGCUAUCGAAUAGAAAUCUACCUAAUUAUCAUCUACAGAUAUUUUCUUAUGACUAAAAACCAGAAAAAAAAACAAUGAGAAGAAAAUCUGGAUGAAAAAAAAUCACUAACUUAGAAAAUAUAAAAAAAGAGGGAUAUAAAAAAUAAUGGAAUCAAUUACUAAAAUUAAUUAUUGUACAAUUAACUAGAUAAUAAGAAAUAUUUAUGAAUCUCCAUCUCCGUCGAGCUUAAAUGGCUAUUUUUGCGGCUCUAUUUUAUUUUUUAUUUUUAAAUACUUUCUUUUACUAUUUUAUCUCUUUUUUGGGAGGGCACGGUAUUUCUUAAUAAUAUAUUGAGAUAGACUUUUUGGACGCGAUACACUUUUUGAGCACAAUUCUUACUCAACUUUUUACACAAGAAACAAAUCUUAUGGAGCGCCACUUUUAUGCACAUUUUUAACCUUAUUCUAUUAUUUUUCUGAAGGUAGUUUUGCGGAAUGUGAGGUUAUCAUUGACAUAACCUAAAAGAAUCUGACAGAUGUCUCGGAUCCUUGCUUUAAUGCAGAGAUGUGCAAGAACCGUUGAAGCCGAAUAAACGUCAAAAUAAGUUUGUUCAAGUAGCGUUUUGACCACUGACGUACCAGUUUCUUUUGACGUUUUUUCGGUUUCAAACGGUUCUUGCACACCUCUGCUUUAAUGGUAUCAUAUUAGGACUGUUUUUGCCCCAUAAUUCAAACAAAUUUAGGAAAUACGACUUGUUUUUUCUUCAGGCUGCAUUGCUUUUAUUUCUUUUUUUUUCAGUAAAGAGAACUUUGGAAAAUUUAAGGUUAUGUAUGAGCAAAUCGCGAAAGAAGAGCACAUUCAAAAC
Molecule: messenger RNA, 6009 nt
Organism: Phlebotomus papatasi
Lineage: Eukaryota; Metazoa; Arthropoda; Insecta; Diptera; Psychodidae
Gene: unc-13-4A
Product: BAI1-associated protein 3
Exons: 15
Coding region: 711-4517 (1268 amino acids)
Source: RefSeq, a predicted model, not a curated record